AUGAGAUUUGAAGUCAGUGAUACCAAAAAGGAAAGGAACGAGAACGAGACCUGUGGAAUUAAAUAUUCAACAUGUGAUCGCAUGAAAACAAUAAUUAUGCCUCUUCUUAUAUUAUCCAAAAAGGGAGUUGAGGGGAACGGGGACUUCAAAAUAAGGCAAAAAGCUUUACGAGGUGUUUACACAUUUGAAUAUUCUCAACCGUCACAUAAAACUGAGAGAAGAUUUUUGUCAGGUCAUCAGAAAUUAUCAGCAAAACAUUUUCUGCUGACGCUUCCACAUCCGCAUUUGUGUGUUGUGUUGUUUAAACAAAAGUUUGGGAAAUCUGAUGCUUUUCUCUUCGCUUAUGUAAUGUUUAAGACACGCUUACUUUAUUUAAGACCUGACCAAAAACCGAAAAAUGACGAGCCUUUCGUGAUGUAG
Clunio marinus is the source of this 420-nucleotide messenger RNA. The record is from the annotation of a GenBank genome assembly. Lineage: Eukaryota; Metazoa; Arthropoda; Insecta; Diptera; Chironomidae.